Pogonomyrmex barbatus (red harvester ant) is the source of this 920-nucleotide messenger RNA. It is a transcript of the gene CSN8, whose product is annotated as COP9 signalosome subunit 8. The record is from RefSeq and is a predicted model, not a curated record. Gene Ontology annotation, cellular component: COP9 signalosome. Lineage: Eukaryota; Metazoa; Arthropoda; Insecta; Hymenoptera; Formicidae. Gene Ontology annotation, biological process: protein deneddylation; COP9 signalosome assembly.
CCGCAUCACACUCAGCUGUUCAUUCCCAUCGCGUCGUUGAUCGUUGCGUUUCGUUUGGUAUUCGCGGUUCCUAUGUCGGUGUGUGUUUCGGAUUUUGUGUUGCUGCCGUCUCGUCAUUGGAAUAAUUAUCAAAAUCAUCAUCAUCAUGGUACCUAGUUGCACGGCCGAGCUCAAUAAGCUGAUGAAUGAAUUAGAAGUAAGCGAACUGGAGGCUCCAACUGGAGUUCUUAGUGUCCAAGCUUAUAUGCAACUACUGACUAUCUACCUCCAUCAGAAUGAUCUGUGCAACGCAAAGUACCUCUGGAAGAGAAUCCCUUCAGAUAUGAAGACCGCCAACGAGGAGCUCGGUCGGGUGUGGACGGUAGGCCAAUGCAUGUGGCAGCGCAACUGGCCCGCGGUUCAUACGGCCCUCAAUGUGGAAUGGAGCGAAGAUGUCAAAGACGUCAUGACAGCACUCAAAGACAAUGUUCGAGAACGGGUGAUGAGGCUGAUAUCGAAGGCAUAUUCGUCCCUGAACCUGGCGACCAUGGCGACGAUGAGCGGAAUGUCGUUGGAUGAGGCGCGACAGGCUGCCAUCGAUAGGGGUUGGACCGUCGAUGGCACCAUAGUACAACCGCGCAAACAGAUCGACGAGGAACAAUACAGCCAAUCGGACAAGAUCUGCCUGACGGAGGAGCAGCUGCAAAAGCUCACGCAAUUCGUGUCCUUUUUGGAGAAUUGAGGAAGCUACGCCGUUCCUUGUUAUCCUCGGCAUGUGAACUCGGAUUUGCCGCGCGGUCUCUAUGACGGACUUAAAAUUCCUCUCGCAAUCUCGCCUCGUAAUCCUAUUAUAUAAAGGAGGAAGUGCGCGCCAAAGGUAACAUCAUCGAUGUUCGCGUUCAUAAAAUAGGCAUACCUCGGUGAGAGUAAGAGAGAGAGAG